Molecule: messenger RNA, 4291 nt
Organism: Cuscuta europaea
Lineage: Eukaryota; Viridiplantae; Streptophyta; Magnoliopsida; Solanales; Convolvulaceae
Source: the annotation of a GenBank genome assembly
AUCCGCCCCGCCCCGCCCCUCUCUAUUGUCCUGGCUACGCCGCAGGUCAAACGCAGCUUGAACUUUGCAUCAUUGCAAUGGAGGAAACGAGUUUUUGAGAGUUCCAAUGAAUCAAACACUUCUCCAAGAGCCUCUCGAACCUCAACAGCUCCCGCCGCCGCCAUUACCUUGCAUACGCUUCUUUUCUAAACCCCGCAACCUUCUUAACGACCACAGCUUCGAGCAAAACUAUAGAACCACAUGCACUCUCCUCCUAUCCGCCACCCGCUCGAAAUGCCUUUCUAAUGGCUUGGCCUUGCACGCCCACACCAUAAAGUCCGGAGUCAACACAGUUCCACUAGUUUGCCAUCACCUCAUAAACUUCUACUCCAAGCUCCAGUGCCCAUUUGAGUCAACGCUCGUCUUUGCAGAGUCCCCGGUCAAGUCACCAACCACAUGGAGCUCCGUUAUAUCUUCGCUGGCCCAGAACGAGACUCCUGGCUUAGCUCUUCAGUAUUUUCGCCAAAUGAUGCGUUCUGGUGUCAGGCCCGACGAUCAUACUUUCCCGUGUGCGACCAAAUCUUCCGCCAUGCUUUCUGAUCAUCGUCUCGGGGGAAUGAUACACUGCUGUUCGUUGAAGACUGGGUUCGAUUCGGAUGUGUUCGUUGGCAGUUCUUUGGUGGAUAUGUAUGCCAAAUGCGGGCAGAUAGAUGUGGCUCGGUAUGUGUUCGAUGAAAUGCCGGAGAAAAAUGUUGUUUCUUGGAGUGGGAUGAUAUGCGGGUAUGGUCUGGUGGGCGAGAGCGACGAGGCUUUAAAGCUCUUCAAGCUAGCUUUGGAGGAAGACUUGAAUGUGAAUGACUUCACAUAUUCAUGUGUAAUCAGGUUGUGUGGGACUUCCACUUCGCUCGAGCUAGGGAGGCAGAUACAUGGGAUAUGCUUGAAAACGAGCUAUGACUCAUCCAGUUUUGUGGGAACUUCGUUAAUCUCUCUAUAUUCUAAGUGUGGGCUUGUAGAGGGUGCUUAUCAAGUUUUCAAUGAAGUUUCAGCCAAGAAUCUGGGCAUGUGGAAUGCAAUGGCACUAGCUUGUGCUCAACAUGGGCACACCAAUAAGGUUUUCAACUUGUUCAAACAAAUCGAAAGAGCUGCUGGUAUAAAGCCAAAUUUCAUCACAUUUUUGUGUGUGCUCUAUGCAUGUAGUCACGCAGGGCUAACUCAAGAAGGGAAAUAUUAUUUCGGGUUAAUGAAAGAUUACGGGAUUGAGCCAGGGGAUCAGCAUUAUGCUUCUUUUGUUGACUGCCUUGGACGAGCUGGAAAACUACAAGAAGCCUUGAAAGUAGUAGAAGAAAUGCCCAUAAAACCUACUGAAUCUGUUUGGGGAGCAUUAUUGACCGGUUGUCGCAUUCAUAGGAACACUGAAUUGGCAGCUUAUGUGGCUGAUAGGGUUUUUGAACUGGGUCCCGUGAGUCCAGGCCUGCACGUGCUACUAUCCAAUACAUAUGCAGCUGCUGGUAGAUAUGAAGAUGCAGCUAAAGCAAGGAAGAUGCUGAGAGAACAAGGUGUGAAGAAGGAAACUGGUUUGAGUUGGGUUGAAGAAGGAAACAGGACACACAUGUUUGCUACUGGUGAUAAACGCCACGAAAGAUAUAAGGAGAUAUACCAUAAGUUAAAUGAAUUAGGGGAUGAAAUGGAGAGGGCUGGUUAUGUGGCAGAUACUAACUUUGUGUUGCAACAAGUUGGUGAUCAAGAGAGGAAUGAAGCAAUAAGGUAUCACAGUGAAAGAAUAGCCAUUGCUUUUGCACUCAUCACAAUUCCACCAGAAAGGCCGAUUAGAGUUAUGAAAAACUUGCGUGUUUGUGGUGAUUGUCACAAUGCAAUAAAAUUUAUGUCCAAGUGCACGGGGAGAGUAAUGAUUGUGAGGGACAACAAUCGGUUUCAUCGGUUUGAGAACGGAAAGUGCACAUGUGGUGACUAUUGGUGACUGUAUAGAAUAAAAACUCAUAAGCUGCUAGUUUCGAACUGUUCAAUCAAAGAGAUGACAUGGUGAUAAACCCAGCUUAUUUUGACACUGCAAACCAAGGGCAAAAUUGAUAAAAUCUAUUGAGGAUUUUGAACUUUCUACUCCGCCACAUGGAAAAGUUCAUUGUGAAAGGGGUUAGGAAGUUGCUACAAGAGCAUCAUGUAAAUCAAACAUAUCAUUAUAUCAAAGCAGCUUAUCUAUCUGGGAUGCAUUACUCUAUGUCUUGUGAGUAUUGUGCUUAUAUUCCCAAAACUUCAAGUGGAGGGUCUUUGCUCGGGGAAGAUUGCAAAAAGUUUGACUAGAAGACACUAGGAAAGCAAUUGGAAUUGACCUAAGGGACAGCAUGUGAUGUCUCUUUACAUGUAUAGGUUUUUUGAAUGCGUUAGGCGGUUCGUGCGAUUUUCUUGGACCCAAUGUUGUUAGCUAUCUGCUUCCCUUUUGCUUCUUUCAAAUUCUUGACAUGGGUCUUUCUGACUUGGUGGAUAGAAGCGAGGUAGAAAUCCAUUUUUGAUAUAUUCAAGCAUAAUAUGCCAGGGAUAAUAUCCUGGCAUAUAUGGAAAAUCUACUCAGAGAUGGUGUGGGGAAAUAGAUCUACAGCUUCAUCAUCGGAUGCAUUGAUUUAUCAAAUCAAAAGAUUUACACAAGAAUGGUCAACCACUUUGAAGAACUUCAAAUCUAAUCUGGGUUAUGAGUUCUUACUCUCAGAAAAUCUGAUUCCUCAUAAUUUCAAGAAAGUAAAGACUAAAGCUUUGCUGGUAAGAUGGACUCGACCCAAGACUGAAAUGAAACUAAAUAUUGACGCCUCAUACAUACCUAGGAAAUCUUCAGGAGGAUCUUUGAUGCGGGACGAUCAAGAGGUCAAAUGAGUUUAUUUAUUUAUUUACAUACUAUAACUCUGAAUGGUUGUUUGCGAGCUUUUCAAUCAAAACAUGAAAGUUUUGUUAUUCUUUGUAUGAUAUGAGAUCAUGGCCUGCAAUUGACAAGGAUGUGAUGUAAACAAGGUGGUGAAGGAUAUAAUAUUUGCUCAAGGAUACAAGAAAUACUGGUAUUUCUAGGUCAUUACUCAUUACUGUGUUGAUUUUCACGUAGCAGCCGCACUAGGUGUAAACUUUUUCCUCAAUAUCGAUAGCGUUUAUGAUGGAAGUAGAGAACAUUGGUGGCCUAAAUUCGAUGUAAUUUGACUUAUAAGUAACUAUUUAUCUGUAUUAGAACAUUGGUUUCCUUUUUUUCACUUGGUCUUUGGUCAUACUCUUUUAUUUUGUAUUGGGUUACAUUGGAAGGCUGGUCUCUGGUAAGCAGAUGUAGGUUGGUAUAACGGCAUACCUAAAGGUUGUCAUCAAGAUUCAUUAGGAUGUUAUGUGAGCGGGGGAGUAAAGAGUACAUGAAGCUGGAAUUGGGAUUCAACGGUACAUCAAUUCGCCAAAAACGGGUCUAAUUUGGUACAUCGGGUUAUUAGGUUUGCUAACUUGCUGACCUGGCCAACGGAUUAGUGACAUUGCGUCCAAAUUAGGCACCUCAGCCGCAUAAACUGGCCUUCAAGUCAGCAUCUUCUAUUGUACUCCUAUCGAACCCUAGAAUAUACGGUGAAGAUGAGUUCGUUCUCUUCAUUUCUGACCUCCUGCAUAUCGACUUCCUCCUGCGAAGGUGAAGGUUUGGGAACCGGUGAAAUGUCUUAUGGAAAUUGCUAUUGUGGAAUUCCGGCAAAGAUAAUGACUUCAUGGACAAAUGACAAUCCAGGGAGAUGAUUCAUCGCCUGCUCAAGAGCUGCAGGUGCCUGUUUCAACAUGUUUGAAUGGCUUGAUGAAGAAAUGUGUUAUAGGUCCAAGAUGAUUAUUCCUGGUUUGUUGAGGAAAAUAAACAAAUUGGAAGUUGAGCUUGUCGAGGAGAAGGCAAAGGAAAAAGGCAUAUCUAAAAAACUAAACAUUUGGAGUGUCUUGUGGUGCAUUCUUGCAUGAUUACUGCUGGUUGUCAUAUGGCUUGUUGCGAAUGACAGUGGAAGCAAGAAGAAGGUAGCUUCGAAGAUGUGUGAUGCUGGCAUGGAUUAAGUUUGCAUGGAAGUUUUAUGAACUGAUGUAUCAUUUUGUUAGCUUUGAUGUAUGACUUUCUUAGCUUUGAUGUAUCACUUCCUAGGUGUAACACUUGGGUAUGAUUUCUGAGUUGCUUAGGUUUGAUGUAUCAGUUUAAGUUUAUGUAUGUAGGUGUAUCAGUGAGUUUGCUAUGAUGUAGCAUAGUAUUUGUACUCUGUUUCUUCCAAUGAUAUGUAGAAUGACUUUUAUUUAGACCAUUUGAUAUUAG